GGCGGUGAGAAGCGCGAAUCCAAAAGGCGCGGGGCGUGGGUGGCGCGGGAGUGCCAGCGAGGAAGCCGGCCGGGAUCCAGAGAAUUGCCCACCGCUGUUUCUUGCCCAGGCCCGAAAAAAGCCAGAACCAGAGCCUAUUUGAACAGAAGGGCUUGCCAGAGGAAUUUUCCAAGUGCCCAAAGGCCAGCCCUUGAAGUGCCUGUGGUCAGCCCCGGAGGCCCUCGCUGAGAUUUGGGGAUCGGCUCCACCUCAGGCCAUGCCAGGCCAGGGUCUGCCCCUUCGAGUGGCCACCCUGCUCACGGGGCUGCUGGAAUGCCUUGGCUUUGCAGGAGUCCUCUUCGGCUGGGCAUCACUGGUGUUUGUCUUCAAAACAGAGCAUUACUUUGAGGAGCUAUGUGAACCGGAUGUGGGGCCGAUGGGCAAUGUCACAGGGGAGGCUGACUGCAAAGCCCAGGAUGAGAGGUUCUCACUCAUCUUUACCCUGGGGUCCUUCAUGAACAACUUCAUGACAUUCCCCGCCGGCUUCAUCUUUGACAGGUUCAAGACCACCGUGGCUCGUCUCAUAGCCAUUCCAGACUCAGCCCUGCUGCUCUUCCUGGCCAUGCCCAUGCUCACGGUGGGAGGAAUCCUGUUUCUGAUCACCAACCUGCAGGUUGGGAACCUCUUUGGCAAACACCGCUCAACCAUCAUCACCCUCUACAACGGGGCGUUUGACUCCUCCUCGGCAGUCUUCCUUGUCAUCAAGCUGCUUUAUGAACAGGGCGUCAGCCUCAGGGCCUCCUUCAUCUUCCUCUCAGUCUGCAGUGCCUGGCAUGUAGGGCGCACUUUCCUCCUGAUGCCCCGAGGCCACAUCCCCUAUCCACUGCCCCCCAACUACAGCUACGGGGGCUUCUGUGUCCGUAGCCUGCACUCCAGGACUGACACCACUGAGGGAGAGAAGAACACAGCGGAGUCUGAUAAGGUGGAGAUGCAGACCAAGGAGUUCCCUCCAGCAAAGGAAGAGACCCUGGAACCAGGGAGGAAGCAGGAGCACCGCUCUUUCUGGCGUUACGCCCUCUCCCAGCGCUUUGCCUGCCACCUGGUGUGGCUGUCUGUCAUACAGCUGUGGCAUUACCUCUUCAUCGGCACCCUCAACUCGCUGCUCACCAACCUGGCCGGCGGGGACAGAGCGCUGGUCAGCACCUACACAAAUGCCUUCGCCAUUACUCAGUUCUUCGGGGUGCUGUGUGCCCCCUGGAACGGCCUGCUCAUGGACCGGCUCAAGCAGAAGUACCAGAAGGAAGCCAAAAACACAGGUGAGGCCUGGGCUGCAGAGGGUCGGGGAACCAGGAGGGGAGGCAUCUUCAUGCAUGGCCAGAGCCACCUUCUCUUUUGUUCUUAAUCCUUUUCUCCUUGCAUCUAUCCAUCCAUCCAUCCAUCCAUCCAUCCACUAGUCGGUGAGCGUCUGUUAUGUGGCAGCCAUAGUUCCAGAUUCCACCAUGGACUGGGCCAAUAGGCCCUCAUUCUCAGGCCGUCCUCAGUCUAGAGAAUGAAGGGCAAGUAAUCAGGUGUCACCAUCCAUGAAGUCAGCUCACAGGGGGUGAUGGGGACGCAAAGAAGGGCACUUAGCCUAUUCUGGGUGAGGAUGGGCUUGAUGUCCCGGAAGGCUUCCUGGAGGAAGUGGCUUCUAAGCCGAGGCCUGAAGGAUGAGCAAGAAGAGAGGAGAUGAAGAGGAGGGCCCUGGGAGAACAGCCCAGGAAUACAGUGGGGUCAAGGUGAUGAAGAGCAAGCAAAACCUUGAAGACUCCCCGAAAGGAACUUGAGCUGGCUGGGGCGCCCAGGAGAAGGGGCUGAAUGGGGGAGAGGCGGGUGGCUGUGCUUAGGAGCAUGGACACGACCCUUGGACGUGCCUGGAGGAACAGAGGGGCGCUGAGUUACCCCCCUUCCCCGGUGCUGCCCCUCCUACCCCUGCUGGGGUAUUUUAGGACAAAUUGCAGGCAUCAGAUCAUUUCAUCUGUAAAUACUUCAGUCCGUGUCUCUCACAAAUAAAACCAUUUUUAUUGAAACAUCACCCUAAUAUCGUUAUCAUUAAACAAAACAGUAAUUCCUUAACACCCUCUAACACGCAGUCCUGUCCAGAUUUCCCAAAGUGUCUCAAAUAUGCCUUUUUCUAGUUGGUUUGUUCACAUUAGGACGCACACAGGGUCUACGCCAUUAUUUCGUUGAUGGCCUUACUCUUAUCUUUUUCAAUCUGUGCGUCCCCUCCCCUCCCCCCACGUUUUGUUUUUCUGGUUGUUUAUUUGUUGAAGAAACUGGGUCUUUUGUUCUAUCAGAUUUCCUCCAGAUUGGAUUUGGCAUCUUUUGGUAUCACUUAGAAAUGUUUUGCUGAUUGGGUAUUUCCUGUAAACAGGCAGAUUGGAGGCUUGAGGAGAUGCCGUUGAGUAUUUUUUGGCGAGCAGGCUUGGGAGGUGGAGCUGCGGGCUUCCUCUGGCUCCUGGCGGCAGCCCCCCGCCGGUCCCGACUGUCCCUGUUCUCACGAUGUUAGGAUUGAUCGGUGGGUCCAGACAUUGUCAGUCUGAUCCGCCCAGGACAGAGUUUCCCAUCAGCUGCACGGGUAAUGAUUUUAGUAGCUAUGGGUGAUCACUGCCGGGAUCCAUUAUUUUAUUAGGAUUGCAAAAUGGAGAUUUUCUAUUUCUGUCUUUCCUUCUGCUUUUAAUUGCUAGAGUUCCUCUAGAAAGAAAAGCUUUCCCUCAUUGACUGCUUUGUACCCUGAAAUAAGUGCUUGGUUUUUCCUAUGUGUACCAGUUUCAGAAUAACGACUUGGGUGCCCCAGCAACCUCUAGGGGGGGAUGACUUGUCGUUUCUCUUUUAUUUAAGUAAUUGAUUUACUUU
Molecule: messenger RNA, 2871 nt
Organism: Leptonychotes weddellii (Weddell seal)
Lineage: Eukaryota; Metazoa; Chordata; Mammalia; Carnivora; Phocidae
Source: RefSeq, a predicted model, not a curated record